Molecule: messenger RNA, 1002 nt
Organism: Hydra vulgaris (swiftwater hydra)
Lineage: Eukaryota; Metazoa; Cnidaria; Hydrozoa; Anthoathecata; Hydridae
Source: RefSeq, a predicted model, not a curated record
ACAAGUGUAAACAUCUUGGAUUGUUUGGACUUUAAAAAUUGCAAGUUCACAGUGAUUUGAAGAAACGGAUAAGGCUAUUAUUGUGUCUUUUUUUGCUACCGCCUCACCAUAUUCAGCCAACAUUAGGCAAUUUGAAUCCAAAUUUGUUUGUGGUGUCAUUAAGCAUAAAUGACUUCGCAAAAUGUCAAAGUUUAAUGACCUAUAUGGAAACAUUUUGGAUUGGGCGUAUUGGCAGUAAAAAAAUUUCUGUUUUUGGUUGUCCCAGAAGAACGAACUCUGAUCAAGAAAGCUUCCAUGCCUCGCUUUUAAAACGAAUAAAGAUUGCUCAUCCAAACAUUUGGCUUUUUAUAACAGAACUAAGAAAGUUUGCAGAAGUCCAGCAACUUGAUAAAGUACGUUUAGAAUGUGGACUUCAAAUUCGUCGGAGACGAAAGCAGAAAUAUGUUUUAAAUGGUUGUAAAAUCAGAGUUGCUACUGAAAAUUUGGCCAACGGACGUCUAACUUCAUUGGAAUUUCUACAAAGUGUUUCACAUUGCGCAGAUGCGUUAUUUAACAAUCAACUUGGCGAUAGUCGUAUAAAUCAACCACCGGAAUUGGAAACAGUUUCAUCAUUUACGCAAGUUCAAAUAGAGCCCUCACAGCCAAAUUCAAUUCCACCUCAAGAUGAAGCCCAGCAACUUAAUGUAUCAAUACCACGGAAUGUAGCUAUAGUGCAAAAUACCUUCUAACUCGGAGAAAACUUACAUAGUUCUACAGAAAUUGUUGGAGUCACGGAGACUUUAAGAGUAGUGGAUGAAACUAAUGGAACAACAUGUCCUGUUUGUUUAGAAAAUACUCCAAACUUCGCUGCUGUUCCCUGUGGACACAUGGUUUGCACAAUGUGUAUACCACAUUUACAGUUAAAAUGUCCUCGUUGCCGAGCAACAGUUCUUAUGUUUAUUCAAACAUUUGCGUGAUCUGCUUGAUAAAUGUUCAUAUACAAACUUUUUUGUUGAAAUUUAA